Molecule: messenger RNA, 1934 nt
Organism: Salvia miltiorrhiza (redroot sage)
Lineage: Eukaryota; Viridiplantae; Streptophyta; Magnoliopsida; Lamiales; Lamiaceae
Product: sclareol synthase, chloroplastic-like
Exons: 13
Coding region: 144-1934 (596 amino acids)
Biological process (GO): diterpenoid biosynthetic process
Molecular function (GO): terpene synthase activity; magnesium ion binding
Source: RefSeq, a predicted model, not a curated record
UGAAGAAACAUAGACCAAAUUAUACAUACAUGCUGCCAUAUUAUAAAUAUAGAUAGAUAUAUGUUGGACAAAACAACCCAGAUAAAAUAAAAUAUAUAGAGCCGGCAACCAUCGCCGCCGCCGCCGCCGCCGUAGAACUAAAAAUGUCACUCGCCUUCAAUACCGGUGUUACCCCUUUCUCCGGCCACAGAGUUGGGAGCAGGAGAGAAAAUCUUCGAGUGCAAGGAUUUCCGAUGGCCACCACCAAUAAGCCAUCUCUCACCGUUAAAUGCAGCCUUACUACAACAAUUGAUUUGAUGGGGAAAAUAAAAGAGAAGUUGAAGGGGGAAGACGAUAGUUCUCCGGCAACUGCGAGUGUUGAAGCUGUGAAUAAUAUACCCUCUAAUCUGUGUAUAAUCGACACCCUUCAAAGGUUGGGAGUCGACAAAUACUUCCAAUCUGAAAUCAACACUAUUCUAGACGACACAUACAAGUUGUGGAAACAGAAACACAAAGUUAUAUACUCCACAGUUAGUAUCCAUGCAAUGGCGUUUAGGCUUUUGCGAGUGAAAGGAUAUGAAGUUUCAUCAGAGGAACUAGCUCCAUAUGCUAAUCAAGAGCGCUUUAGCCAGCAAACAAUUGAUGUGGCGAUGAUUAUCGAGCUUUACAGAGCAGCACAAGAGAGAAUAUUUGAAGAAGAGAGCAGUCUUGAGAAAAUACUUGCUUGGACUACCACCUUUCUCAAGCACCAGUUGCAAACUAACUCCAUUUCUGACAAGAAAUUGCACAAACUGGUGGAAUUCUACUUGAAUAACUACCACGGCAUAACCAUAAGGUUGGGAGUUAGACGAAACCUCGACCUAUAUGACAUGAGCUAUUAUCAAGCUAUCAAAGAUACAGAUAGGUUCUCUAAUCUAUGCAACGAAGAUUUUCUAGCAUUUGCUAGGCAAGAUUUUGCUACUUUCCAAGUCCAGAACCAGAAAGAACUUCAGCAAUUGCAAAGGUGGUAUGCAGAUUGUAGGUUGGACACCUUGAAGUUUGGAAGAGAUGUUGUGCUCAUUAAUAAUUUUCUAGCUUCCUUAGUUAUCGGUGAUCUUGCGUCUGAUCAUGCUCGUCUAGCCAGUGCUAAAACAUCUGUGCUUGUCACACUCAUUGAUGAUUUGUUCGAUCAUGGUGGUUCCACACAAGAGUGCUACAAGAUUCUUGAAUUAGUAAAAGAAUGGAAAGAGAAGCCGGCUACUGCAGAAUACGGUUCCGAAGCAGUAGAAAUUCUUUUUACAGCACUGUACAAUACAGUGAAUGAUUUGGCGGAGAUGGCUCAUGUCGAACAAGGACGCAGUGUCAAACAAUUUAUAAUUGGAUUGUGGGUUGAAAUACUAUCAGUUUUCAAGAUAGAAUUAGAUACAUGGAGUGAUGGCACGCAACUAAGCUUGGAUGAGUACAUGUCUUCCUCGUGGGUGUCGAUUAGUUACAGAAUUUUAGUUCUCGUUUCGAUGCAAUUCAUCGGCGCAAAAUUGUCCGAUCAAAUGCUUGUGAGUCAAGAGUGCACUGAUUUGAGUAAGCAUGGUUCGAUGGUUGCCCGGCUGCUCAACGACGUCUGCAGUUUUGAGAAGGAGCGCAACGAGAAUACAGGAAGCAGUAUGAGCAUUCUGCUAGCCGUUGGGAGAGAUGGAAGAGGUGUUAGUGAAGAGGAAGCUAUUGCAGAGAUAAAAGAAAUAGUUGAAUAUCACAGGAGAAAAGUGAUGCAGAUUGUGUAUAAAAAAGGAACCAUUUUCCCAAGAAAAUGCAAAGAUAUAUUUAUGGAGGCAUGUAAGGUUGGUUGUUAUGUGUACUCGAGCAGCGACCAAUUUACUUCUCCUCAACAAUUGAAGGAUGAUUUGAAAUCCUUAUUAUAUUACCCUCUUUUUCUGAUAAAAAAAAAAUUAAUUCUUUUUGCAAUACUAAUUAUAUCCUGA